Molecule: messenger RNA, 5967 nt
Organism: Oncorhynchus nerka (sockeye salmon)
Lineage: Eukaryota; Metazoa; Chordata; Actinopteri; Salmoniformes; Salmonidae
Gene: nell3
Product: NELL (neural EGFL like) family member 3
Exons: 4
Coding region: 1791-4787 (998 amino acids)
Molecular function (GO): protein binding; heparin binding; calcium ion binding
Source: RefSeq, a predicted model, not a curated record
UGUGAAAAAAAAACUGAGUUUAAAAGUAUUUUGCUAAGGAGUAUGUAAACUUCCGACUUCAGCUGUACAUAUUACCUCAAUUACCUUGAGGAACCGGUGCCCCGCUCAUUGACUGUACCAGUACCCCUGGUUUAUAUCCUCACAAUUGUUAUUUUACUGCUGCUGUUAAAUGAUUUGUUACUUUUAUUUUACAUUUUUUACUAAUCUAUUUUUUACUUAACAUGUUUUUCUUAAGGGAUUUAUAAGUAAGCGCUUCACUAUAAUGUCUACACCUGUUGUAUUCGGCGCAUGUGACAAAUACCAUUUUGAUAGGUUUCAAAUGUAUCAAGAAAUGAUCAUAUUUAUAUGCCUAGCAAUCAACAAUUAUACGUUGUUUAAAGCACACGUCUACAAGCCCCAGUCACAAAUGACAGCUCCAAAAAGCUGGUGAACAACGUGUGAACGAGAAACUCAUAGAAUCAUGAUUCUUUCAAGAUUUCAGUCCAUCGUUGGCCGUUGGGGGGUCCUGUGUGUUCUAAGGAUUACUGACUCAAAUUAACAAAAUUAGUCAUAAAAUUCAUUCUUUUAACUGAACAAGACAACAACAAAAAUCUAAGUCCAUUUGAAGAGCACUACUUCUCAUUGGUAAAACAAUACAACUGAACAGAUGAACAGCAAUGAUUUUGACUCUAACAGGUUGCCCAAAAAUAUAUAUAUCUUAAAGCAACGCCCUUACUAAGCCACACCUCCACUCCAGGGUUCCUCCAAGAACCCAUUGCUACAUUGAACCAUUAAAAGGUUCCUCAAAAACCCCUCAACUAACCAAAGGUGCAAAUAUGAACCAUUGACUAGUAAUGGUUCCUUGAGGACCUCCAUGGGUUCCUUGAGGAUCUCCAGGUUUCCUCAAGUCACCACUAAUUCUCUCUUAGGCUGAUCCAGAGAGACUCAUCCAUGCUUUUAUUACAAGCAGGCUUGACUACUGUAAUGCUCUCCUAUCUGGUCUACCCAAGAAAGCCAUUAGUCAACUGCAAAACAUACAGAAUGCUGCAGCACGGGUACUGACCAAGACCAGAAGGAGAGCACUUAUUACACCGGUUUUAAUGUCUCUGCACUGGCUGCCUGAGUUUUAGAAUUCAUUUAAAGAUGCUUCUAUUGGUUUUUAAAUCAAUCCACGAUUGUGCUCCCCAAUACAUGUCAGACAUGCUUUUAAGUUAUGUACCCAGUAGGUCCCUCAGGUCUUCUGGCACUGGCCUUUUAACUAUCCCAAAGCCAAGGACCAAGAGGCAUGGAGAGACAGCCUUUAGGUAUUAUGCCUCUGGAUCCAAUUUGUAAGUCGCUCUGGAUAAGAGCGUCUGCUAAAUGACUUAAAUGUAAUGUAAAUGAAUAGCCUUCUAGAGAACCUGAGGGGGCAGAAACUGUGGACAUAUUUAAAAGAGAUCUUGAAACACAUAUUUUUAGCUUUGUUUUUCCUUCAUUCAGUUUGCGUUAUUAUUUUUCUUUUAUAUCCAUUUAUGUUUGUUGUGUAGUAAAUAUUUCAGUUUUUAUUGUCAAUGUGUUUUGUUGUUGUUUUUCUUUCUGUAGAGCACAUUGCGUUGCAUUCCAUGUCUGAAAUGUGCUAUAUAAUGAAGCUGGAUUUGAUUUGAAGAGUGUAAAGUACCAGAAACGAUUCCGCUAUUCUUACAAGCCCAAUAACCCGUAUUUGGCACUAUAUAGAACCAUUUGUUUUUAGUGUGUUCCGAUAGGAAGGAAGAAUAGGAAGGGGAAGGGUUAAUUUGCGGCUGGGGAAACCUGAUGCUAAUUAAGUCUUUGGAAUGUCACAUACUAGCAUUCUAUUCCAGAAGCCUUCCGAGUGGGUCAGACAUGGAGUGAGGGGAGCGAUGCACGUUUCAAAUUGUUUUCUUAUCUUAUUGACGACAUUCAAAAAGGGCAUCCACACCAAAUACCAGAGCCACAGGGAGAUAAACAAACGCAAAAUGGCAUUGUCCAGAACAGUGCUGUUGUUAUUGGUGUACUCGUUAUCACUACAUGACACAGUAAGAGGUGUCGCAGAGAUAUGCCGGGGGACUCACUGCCACGGUGGCGAGACUGGGGAUCCCAGACCGUGCGUCGGAGCCCAAUGCCUGGGGGGUAGAUCAUCCAGACCACCGCGGCAAUAUAAUCCAACAACACAGGGCAGGUCGGGACAGGCAGUCCCCAGCCAGCACCAUGUGUACCACAGCUCUCAGUCAAGAGGAGACACAACAGACACGUAUGUUGUUCAACCACAGCGCGGUAGGCACAGUGACAGCGUUAGAGAAAGCGCAAGGAUGCAAACGUCUGAAGUUUUCGUUUCAGGAUGUACUGGAGCGGAUUGCGUUACUCCUCAGAAACAGCUCCACGCUUUUAACGACACCAGAGACUGCAAAGGAAUCGAAUGUAAAUUACCACUAAGGAUACGGCCAAAGCCCCGUCCAAAAGAUUGUAUGGGAGAGGGCUGUCUGGCUGAUGAUGCCGCAGCUUCCAGCCAGCCUUCCCCUGUCCAUGUGCCGGACAGAGCUGCUCAGUUUCUGGGAGAAUUUCCAGAGUUUGGAUAUCCUGCAUCUGAACUUGGCAGUGCGCCUUUGGGAGUGCAGCUCACAUGUGACAUUAAACCAGGGGAGAAUGAGGUGCCUUCAGAGGAUGCCCUCAUAUUACACCUCCAACUGGCUAAGGGGCAGGAGAAGCUGGUAGAGGCCCUUCAGGCUCAGCAGACGAUCAUCCGCGAUCUGCAGCAAAAGCUAACCGAACAGCAGGGGGCGCUGUUGGCCCAGCAGCGGGAGAUCCUGGAGCAGCAGCGCCGCAUGUAUGAGCAGAUGGACGUGGUCAAGGCACAGUAUGGCCUGCUCUCUGACACCGUCAAGCAGGUGUCCUUCCAAGGCCUCCAAGGGGAGCUCCAGAGCUACUUCGAGAGCCACCUGGCAGGCCUCCAGAGCCAGGCUCGGAGCCACCUGCAGAAGUCCUAUGCCGUUCGCAAGGACAUGCACAUGGAUGUAGAUGCUAAGUUGAUGGAUGUGGUCGGGGAAGCCCACCUUCCGCACCCCCUGCUGGGGUGUGGUGCCCCGUGUGGACCGGAGGAUUACUGUGACUUCCAGAGGGAGCCGCCCCAGUGUGAAAAGUGUACCAUGUGCCCACCUGGUUUCUUCCUGGUCUCCCAGUGCUCUCCCAAUGCAGACAGAAUAUGCCAGGACAGAGACGAAUGCCUUGAAUUACCAAACCUAUGUGGACAGGGAGUGAAGUGCCUCAACACUCCAGGAGGGUUCAGGUGCCUGGGCAUGUCGGAAAGGGAGGCUGCUGCUGGAGUAUGUGGCCAUGACUACUUCUACAACCAGGAGCUUCCGGAGUGCCAGGCUUGUUCUGACUGCAAUGGAGAACCCAUUGUCAUCCCCUGUACAGCCACCAGUGAUUCUGUCUGUGGACCCUUGACAGACAACCUGAUGUCCCAGUCCUGGGGUGGCACCGUGACCUUGCCCCCAGCCAGGGCUCCCGGCAGCCACAUCUUCCCUGGCCUCCAGCUCAAUGUCCAGAGCAAAGAAGCCACCGACUUGCUGUCCAACCAUGCCGGCCGGCUAUCCUUCCAGCAGCACGGCUUGAUGUGGCUGGACCAUAACUUUGCCGUAAAGCACAAUUGCAGGAACUUCCUCCAGGUGGGCAUGCGACUCAACAGCAGUCAAGAGGAGGAGGGCCACGACCUCAGUGGGGUCCGCAUUGAGCAGCCAGACGGGAAGUACUUCCAGGGAGUUAGUGUUAGUGGCAUCGCAGAGGUCGAGCCCAACCACAUGCUGACUCUGUUCCUGAAGAGUCCCAACCAGCAUUGCAACCAGAGCAAGGACCUUCAUGUCUACGAACUCAAUGGGCCUUCCUUCAGCAUGCUCUGGCUGUCCCACGAUACUGGAGCCGUGGCCAUGACAGCACAGAUGUCAAUGUCAGCCCACUACCAGACCAACUACCGUCCAACCUUCCGCAUCACCUCCGUCUCUGACCCUUACAUGGUGGGGUUGACCCACGACAGCCGCGGGGUGCGCUUCACAGAGAGUGGCGUGGUUAAAUUUGUCUUACAGCAAGCGCUGUACUCCAUGGGCCACACCUGCAUCCGAGAGGGCUUCUCUCUGGUGGCCUACGCCAACCGCAAUGGGACCAACCAGGAAUUGAUGCAGUCAUUCAAGUCGGGCGUCAACUACAGGGACACAUCCAUCACCCUUUCUGGGGCUGUCAGGGUGGAUAGUGGGCACUCGCUUAGUUUCGAGAUCCUAUCCCCAUCCCAGUGUAAUAUCCGCUACUUUGGAGACAGUACUGGGAUCAGUAUACUGAGCCUUAUCUGGAUCCCCUCAGCUGUCUCCUCUGCCCUGACUGCCACAGUGUCCAGGACAGGUCUUCCCUCUGGAGUCGUCCGCAACAAAGCCCUCCUCUUCCAGCAGGUCAGCCCAGAAUCAGACCAAGUGCGCCUGGCCCAUUCUGGGGAACCCAACGCCCAAAAGAACUUUGUCUUCUGGGGGGAUGGGACAGCUAAUGUGGCCCUCAACCUGAAGCUGAUCCAUUCGUGUAACGUAGUGAAGCUCACUCUGCACCGGCAGGGGGGCAGCGCGGAGGGUGGACAGGCUACACCCGUGGCCCAGCAGAUUUCUGGGCACAUGCCUGAGGGCAGCGAGUGGGCCAACGUGGGCCUGAGGGCCUCCUUCCAGGUCCAAAACGGUACAGCCAUCUAUGUGACACUGGACUGCGUACGUGGUCGUGUUAACCAGAUCACCCACAAGGGAGGCACUAACAUAUCCAUCCUCUGGGUGGCGUUGUGAUCCAAAAAGAGGACCUUUUUUGUUGUUGACUGUCACAUUUUGUCAACACGUUUUAGAAACAAACAUGGUUUCGCACAAUUUCAAAUUACAGAGCAAAUUUGGAACCUCACUUAACGUCACAGGUGCUUCCAAGGUAGAGGAACUUUUUUGAAAUGGAAGGUUGUGUUUUGUCUAAUGUUAACAUUCUUGUCAUGUUAAUGUUGUUUGUAUUUUAUGACUGAUACUUUGUUGAUUCAUUGAUUUUUUGGGGGGGAUGACAAGUACUGAUGUUGCUCGAAGUACUUCGGCUGGUUGAGCAGUGACCAAUUAUUUUGUAUGAAGUAAGCUGAAUGAUGUGUGUGUGUGUUUAUGUUUGUUAUGCUUUUUAUUAUGCUAUAUCUUAUUCCAUCAAUUUCCUGCACAUGAAUAUGAAAUGUUGCCUUUCAAUGUGUGUGUAUUACAGAGUAUUUUGAUAAAAGAGCAUUUAAAUAUUUUAAAAUGUAUUAUAUUUAACUUUCACCAAGCUGUUAUUUUUAUUUCAUAUUUUCAAUAACUUAUUCUGAAUUUUAUGUCACUUAAUAAUAGAGUAACAUUGGAAAUAAAUGUAUCGAUAUACUAUUGGAAAGAAUACCUUACUUCAUAAACAGAAUUGUACUUCAAUCUCUUUUGAUAAAACAAUCACAGUUGUGUCAAUACUGUGAUUCUAGGAUACAUGUAUGUCAAACAAUAGAAUUAUGUUACAAAUAUUUACGUGACCAUGGAACUACAGUAUAAGUGUAGUAUACAUUACAUAUACUUACAUUAAAUGGUGUAGGGAAAGUUUAUCCUCAGAUUAUUAUCAUCUUUACAUUUGAUAAUUCACACAAAUCAGGUUUUAUGUAGCAACAAUAUGUUAACCGUUAACUGCAUAAUGUAUAUUGUGCUUUAGCCUCAAUACUCUUGGCCCUGUGGAAGUGCUGCCUAUGCAUAGCAUUCUUAAUUGCCUUUGUGCAUGUUCUGUCCCCCCAACAAUUAGACACAAUGAAGUGUUUCAGCCAUUUGGCAGCGAAGCAAAGCGGUCGGUCACUGAAAUACCUCUGCUUUAUUUUCACUUCGCCAUGCAAUGCUUGGUGAUUUGUUUGACUUCACAUGUAUUGUAGAACAACAAUGAGUGUAUUCUUGUUUUUUUUCAAAGCCAAAUAAAAAUGCACAAAUUUUGUAA